UGGCAUUACCUUGUUCUGGCAGUGUGAUUGGAUUACCUUUUAUAGUAACUUGAAAACAGUGGGUGUCCGACAUGAUCUCAAUAUAACAUGCUGCAGCUAUGAAGCCAGGUUUUUAAUAUGUCAAGAAAUAAUCUGAAUCGCAACAGGAACGAUGUUAAUACGUCCUUGAACUCAAAUCGUCUUGUGUCACAAAAGAGUCCAAGGACGGAAAACUAACAAUAGAUGAAGAUGAUUUAAGGCAACAGACUGCUUGAUUGCUCCCCAUAAAAGAUUCAAAAGUUGAAGAUGCUGGUAAUGUGACUGGUUCACCUGUAAAAGGAGGCUGUGGUUGGCGAAGAUGUUUGGAAGUCUAUUCAAAAGAAAUGCAUCCCAGAAACUAAGUGCUCUGUUGCUGAUUUUUGGGUUUAUUUGGGGUUUGGUGCUGCUUCGUUACACCUUCCAGCAACCAAAGCAUCAAAACAGUGCAGAACUGCGUGAACAAAUUUUGGAACUGAGUAAAAGAUAUGUUCGAGCUCUAGCAGAAGAAAAUCAGAAUACGAUAGAUGGUCCGCAUGGUGCUUCAAUGGCAGGAUAUGCUGAUCUGAAAAGGACAAUCGCUGUACUGCUUGAUGAUAUAUUACAACGCUUGCGGAAGCUGGAAAACAAAGUGGACGACAUGAUUUCAAGCAGCUUGACAAAUAACACCAACAGUACCAACAACAAUUCCAUGUCUGCAGGCGCCAGUAAACAAAUGAAUGAGCAAGAGUUUUCAGCUUUGUGUGGUUUAACAUCAAUAGAUGGUUUUCCACAUUGUGAAGCCAAAGUUAAGUGGAUGAACGAGAUGUGGAAGUCUGAACCUUGCUAUGCAAGCUACGGUGUCAAUGGAUCCCUGUGCUCGUUUAUUAAGUAUCUCAGUGAGGUUGAGAAUUUUUGCCCUAUGCUUCCAGAAAGAAAACUGAAGAUUGCUGCUGCUAGUGCCUUAAAACCCAAGGCUAAGAUUUUAACCAGCCUGGACAGUUUGCUGGCAAUACUGGCUGAACAUGAAGCACUUCUGUGGAUAAAACUAAGAAUAGAGAGGAUGAAGGAGCAAUGGAUAACGGCUAUGAAAGCAUUGGCUAAGAAACACAAUUUAGAAAAUCGACCACAGAAAAAGGUUUUACUUCAUUUAGGUCUUUUGACAAAGGAAUCGGGAUUUAAGAUCGCUGAGAAUGUCUUUAAAGGAGGUCCACUUGGGGAGUUAGUGCAAUGGAGUGACCUGAUAGCCUCGGUGUACUUGCUUGGUCACAGUAUCAUCAUUUCUACAUCAGUAGAUGAGCUGAAACGGCACUUGAGCGUUCUGACUGGAAAUAAAGAUGGAUGUCCAAUCCGAGGAGAAAAGCUGCUAGAUCUCAUAUAUGUUGACAUUGUCGGGUUAAAACAACUCAAUUCUGUGCUCGGAGCAUCCUUCACUCACUAUCGAUGCUUGUUGAGGGUUCUUGAUUCUUUUGGAACUGAGCCUGAAUUUAACCAUGCUGAAUAUGUCAAGAAAAAAAAUCAUGGCUCCCCUUGGGGCAAACUCAAUCUAAUUCCAAAGCAGUUUUACAAUAUGUUCCCACACACGCCUGACAAUAGUUUUUUGGGCUUCGUUGUGGAGGAAUAUUUUAACGAAAAUCACACUGCUUUGCUUAAUAAAAUCACAAGAACCAACAAAGCCCUGGUUUAUGGAAAACUGGCAGAUUAUUGGAAGGAUAAAAUACCUUUCCUGGAUAUUGUCAGAAAAUAUGCUGAGAUUCAUGGCACAUUUCAUGAAGAACAUAAUGUCGCUUUACCCAAAUACAUAAUUAAUCAUGGAAUUCUAAACGGUCAUGAUCUUCAGCUCCUACUAAGAAAGACUAAGGUUUUUGUGGGACUUGGAUUUCCCUACGAAGGCCCUGCACCUCUGGAAGCAAUAGCAAAUGGCUGCAUAUUUUUGAAUGUAAAUUUUAACCCUCCAAAGAACAGGAAAAAUACAAAAUUCUUUCAGGGAAAGCCAACCUUCAGAGAGCUGUCAUCUCAGCAUCCUUAUGCAGAACUUUAUAUUGGGAAGCCACAUGUGUGGACUGUUGACAUUGAAAACACCAGCAAUGUAGAAGAAGCUCUCCGGCAAAUAAUGAUGCAGAAGGUGGAGCCAUAUUUACCAUAUGAAUUCACAUGUGAAGGGAUGCUGGAAAGAUUAAACGUUUUCAUUGAAAAACAGGAUUUCUGCCUCCAGAGGGAAAUAUGGCCACCAAUUAGUGCACUUAUAGUUAAAAUGGCCAAACCCUCUCAAUCAUGUGUUGAAAUCUGCCAAAAAGAGCAACUAAUUUGUGAGCCUGCUUUCUUCUACCAUCUCAACAAAGUGGCUGAGCUUAAGAGAUACAAGAUAAACUGCAAUACCUCAAAAAAGGAAAGUGACCUAUAUCUGCCAGCAUUUAACCCUCAGAACCAAAUGUGUCUGCUUCAGUCAGAUUAUUUACUCUUCAGCUGUGCAGGAUCACAAGAACAUUACAGUAGAAUUUGUCCAUGCCGAGAUUAUGUCAAAGGGCAGGUUGCAUUCUGCCAGGGUUGUCUGGAAAGAGAAGUGCACAAUUAAUCUGCGUGUUUACGGAAACUAAAGGACCAACUACCUUCAAACAAGUUAACAAGUAUAAAUCCAACAGUGAUGUUCUAGCAGCAGCAAAUGGAUAACAUGGGUAAUCAUAUUGAAGAAGAAUAAGUAACAUAAAAACCUCAAAAUCUUACAAGUAUCAAAAAAUACUGCAGAUGCUGAAAAUCUAAAACAAAAUCUAAAAGUGCUGGAGAUACUCAGCACAUUAGUCUUUGACCUGAAAUGUUGACUCUGUUUCUCUUCCCACAGAUGCAGCCUGACCUGCUGAGUAUUUCCAGCAUUUUCUGUUUUUAUUAUCCAAAACCUUAUCUUUCACUGUCAUUAUGAAAUUUAAAAAUAUUUUUGUCUGUUGCACUCUCCCUAUUCAGUCCCAGAAGCUAUAUUUUUAUUCAGAGCUUUGCAAGUUCUUAGAAGUGUAGGUUAUGUGUACCAUCGCUCCAUCCUGCAGAGUUUCACAUUCUGAACACACAUCAACAAUGGCAUGUGUGAAUCAUGACAUCACAACAUCUAAAGACCUCAAUUUUUUGAAAAUAUAAGUCAAAAUCAGGAGGAAUCAAAGUGAGCUCUGGAAUGUAAAUGCAUCACAAGUUCUCUGCUAUCUUAAUAUGUUUCCAAUAUUGUGACCAAUGUUUUUUUGUAAAUUCGUGGGUCCUGAGUCACAUAUGGGCCAGACAUGUAAGAAUGUCCUGAAGGACAAUGCUCACCAGAUGAGCUUUUACAACAAUCCAGUGACUGCAGAGUCACCGUUACUAGUCUUAGCUUUUUAUUCCAGAUUUUUUAUUCAAUUACUUGAAUUUAAAUUCAUAUCUGCAUAGUGGUUUUCUGUCUUCUGUCCCUGCUCAAUAGCCCAAGCCUCUUGAUACUAGUUAAAUAAGCUCAACCACUACAUUGCUGUAUUGUAGGUGGUUAAAGUUACUGGAUCAUUGAUCUGAAGACAUGAGGUUAAAUUUUGUUUAACUACAAAUGAUUAUAUAAAAGCCUGGAAUUGAAAAGCCAGUGUCAUUAAUGAUUCCCAUGAAACAACCUCUCUGGUUCACUAACGUACUUUACAGAAGGAAAUUCGUGAUCCUCACCCAGUCAGCCUUCUGGUGACUUUAAGCCCAGAAAACUGGAUGACUUGUAACCGUCCUCUAGAAUAGCCCAGAAAGGCAAUCAGCUCAUGGGAAGAUAGGACAGUUAGUAAAAUAAAUAUCUACAUGAACAACACGUUUAACAAAGUACAUAAUGGUGCAUACAAUAACUGCAUUUCCCAGAGAGAAUAUGAUCUGGACUUUCACAGGGAAAGAAAAAUGCAGCCAGCCUGCAGAUGAAAUGGAAAUGCAAAGCCAAUGACUAAAUCAGACGCCAGCACAUAGACACAUAUUAAGUUACAGUUGAGGGAGAAGCACAUGUAAAGAGCAGACUAUCAGUGGAAGGUUCAGUGACAUGUGUGUGUGUGUAUAUACACACACACACACAUAUGCAUACAUACACACACACACAUACAUACAUAUAUAUAUACACACACACACA
Molecule: messenger RNA, 4096 nt
Organism: Pristis pectinata (smalltooth sawfish)
Lineage: Eukaryota; Metazoa; Chordata; Chondrichthyes; Rhinopristiformes; Pristidae
Product: alpha-1,6-mannosylglycoprotein 6-beta-N-acetylglucosaminyltransferase A-like
Exons: 18
Coding region: 338-2569 (743 amino acids)
Biological process (GO): protein N-linked glycosylation
Cellular component (GO): Golgi apparatus
Molecular function (GO): alpha-1,6-mannosylglycoprotein 6-beta-N-acetylglucosaminyltransferase activity
Source: RefSeq, a predicted model, not a curated record